CCUGAUUUGCCCCGUCCAUCCGUGAUUGAGCGUGCGUUCCUCUCGUGAGUCUUGGCUUGAUAGCAAAGCCAUCUCCUCACCUCGCUUCCUUCUUCUUCUUCUUCUCCGUCACCGCAAUCAUGUCCAACAUUUCGUCCUCGCCGUCACCGUCGUCGCGGCCGACGUCGCGGCCGACGUCGCUCUACUCACUUCAGACGGCAGCACACGCAGACGGCCAUCAUGGUGCCGCCAACGGCAACGAAGUCGAUGUCCUCUGCUUAGGCAGCGGUUGGACAGCUGCCUUCCUUUUGCCCCGCCUCUGGUCUUCCAACGUAUCAUUUGCCUACACUAAUCGCACAGGCGUGAAACCAGAAUGGCUGGCCCUCCCAGGGAAGCAGCCUAUCAAAUUCACGAUGCCAGGAACGGGCGACUCGCGCAUACAGUGGCGAAGAGCAUUCAAGAACUUCCCGACCGCCCGCCUCGUCGUCGUCGUUGUGCCUCUCAAGGAUCAAGUCGUCGCAAAUGAGCUCGUGACAGCAUACCAAGCUCACUGCGUAGAGAAAAAGGGGAUGGGUGCUCCUCCAUCCAAGUGGCUUAUCCUUGGCAGCACCAGCGCCUACGGAUCUGGCGAGCACAGCAGCGCUUCGCCCAUUUCCAAGUCUACGCCUCGGUCCGCCGCCGAAUCGGCCGUGCUAGCUUUGGUCAAGAGGGAUGCAGCCGUCCUGCACCUCGCAGGCCUCUACGGCGGAUCCACCCGCCACCCACUCAACUGGCUGUCCAAGGUUGCAGACGACAAGGACAAGCUAGCGUCCAAGGGAAGCCUGCACCUUGUACACGGCAGAGACGUAGCAGAGGCCAUUCUCGGAGUGUGGGAGCGCCUUCUUGAUGAUGAAUCGACGCUGUGGGGGCGACAUUGGAUCGUCACUGAUGGGCGCGUCUACGACUGGUGGCAGUUGGCUACCCAGCUACCGAGUCAGGAGCGAUCGCGUUAUGUCGCAUGGGUACGAGAGCUACAGAAGGAGCAUGGCGUAACAAGUCUGCCUCGCAAGUGCGGCGAAGAUCUGCCGCGCAAUCUUGAACGAGUGCUUGACAGCGACAGCUUCUGGGCAGCCAUUGGCAAGAAGCCCAGCGUUGGACCGGCCAACGAGGUCGACCUGCCCAUCUCUCCAAUUACGGGUCUUGCCGUCACCACCGACGCGGCGAGAGCUGACACUGACAAGUCAAGCGCACCCUCGCCGCCGCUCUCUGGCAAGUCUCGACCAUAUACACCCUCGAUCCCCAAGGCACGCCUGCAAGACCUCAUCGGCUGCCUCCAGCACGAGAUUCAGCGCGAGUCGACUUGCCCCCUGCCGCCCAUCUUUGAAGGACGACGCAUAGCCAUGGGCCUGCCUCGCGAACGUUUCCUCCAACUGCGCAAGGCCUGGCUCGACUAUGUGACUGCAAGCGCCAACGAGAGCAAUGCAUCUUGGCAAGGCCACUGGAAAGAGUUUCUGAGCUACGAGCACUAUUUCUACCCAGACGAGAGGUUGACGGGCAAGUACGUCCCUGGUGUCACGCUCGAUGGCCAACACUUUGUGCGAGUGGCUCCGACCGAGGAGACGAGGGCGCAGAGGAGGGUGGAGCCGCUAGUCUUCCUGCACGGGUGGCCGGGGUCAUGCUUGGAGGGUCUCUUUGUCGCUCGAGCACUUGCCAACCCAGGACCCGAUGUCCCCCUUAGCAAGCCCGCCUUCGAAGUCAUUGUUCCCUCACACCCUGGCUACCUCUUCAGCGGGUCGCCUCUCGUCAAUGAAGAAGACGACUCCGCCUCGUUCUCGGGUCCAGACGGCGACAUCCUCGUCAAGGAUGUGGCCGCGCUCAUCAACGACAUCAUGCUCGAUCUCGGUUUCGAUCGCUAUUCGGUGACUGCAGGUGACUGGGGCUCGUUCACCGCUCGUCGCCUUGCCCUCGACCACCCGGCUCACGUCAAGGCGGUGCAUCUCAACUUCAUCCCUGCUCCUCCUCCGACGCUUGCCCCAGCCCUGGUACCGCAGAGGCUCGUAGACGCCGUGGCUUCUCGUAUACCCGGGGUGAGCACCAUUGUCAACUUGCCCCGCUUGCUGGGCCAGGCACACUUCAUCGACCAUGCCAAGGAUGGCGAAGAAUCGACGCUCUCCCUCGGCGAACGUCUCCAGCGUCUCCUUGGCCUACCCUCUCCUCUGUCCCACCGCGACGCCACUCGCGCGCAGAAGGGCCUCGACUUUCUCACCUCUGGCUCAGCCUAUGCCCAGUUCCACGGGACCCGCCCGUCUACGCUGGGCAACAUCACGCACUCGUCGCCCUCUGCCAUCUUGUCGUGGAUCGGCGAGAAGUUCGAGACGUGGACGGACAGGACACCCGACGACUCGUUGAUCCUCGAGAGCCUGACCUUCUACUUCCUGACGGAGACGAUGUCCCGCUCCAUCUACUCGUACAGGAAUCGCCCUCCAGGAGGACCAGUGCCGCAAUCUGGGUUGAAGGAGAACUAUCUGAGCUUGCCAGUGGGCUUCUCAGAUGCGCCAUUCGAGCUGGUCCCUCCGCCCUUGGAGUGGGCCAAGGCGACUGCCAACAUCGUUUGGCACAGGAGGCACGAGAAUGGUGGUCACUUCUUGUCGAUGGAGAAGCCCAACGACUACGCGGCUGAUGUGAGGGACUUUCAUGAGCAGUUGCAGACAGGGCUCAAGUGAGGUCGCGGGCUGUAAGGUGCUUCUCUUCGAUUAUUCUCUUAUGUGCUAGAUUUCAGUCCAUACCGUAUCAAGACUGCAUGUAUUACGUAAUCGCCUG
Molecule: messenger RNA, 2778 nt
Organism: Jaminaea rosea
Lineage: Eukaryota; Fungi; Basidiomycota; Exobasidiomycetes; Microstromatales
Product: alpha/beta-hydrolase
Exons: 1
Coding region: 120-2681 (853 amino acids)
Biological process (GO): epoxide metabolic process
Molecular function (GO): epoxide hydrolase activity
Source: RefSeq, a predicted model, not a curated record